Messenger RNA from Equus quagga, 6200 nucleotides. RefSeq names its product multiple EGF like domains 9 (gene MEGF9). Gene Ontology annotation, molecular function: extracellular matrix structural constituent. The record is from RefSeq and is a predicted model, not a curated record. Gene Ontology annotation, cellular component: basement membrane. NCBI's taxonomy places the organism in Eukaryota, Metazoa, Chordata, Mammalia, Perissodactyla, Equidae. The transcript has 6 exons. Gene Ontology annotation, biological process: axon guidance. Bases 119 to 1915 code for a protein of 598 amino acids.
CGGCCGCCUGUCAGAGGGAGGUGGGGAUGGUGCGCCCGGUGGUGGCGGCGGCUGUGGCGGCUUCCCUGGUCCGAGGGCAGGGAGGAGAAGAUGACUGACCGACCGACUGCCUGAAUGAAUGAAUGGCGGAGCCGAGCGCGCCAUGAAGAGCCUGCCGAGCCUGGGCGGCCUCGCCCUGUUGUGCUGCGCCGCCGCCGCCGCCGCCGCCUCAGCAGCCUCGGCGGGGAAUGUCACCGGUGGCGGCGGGGCCGCGGGGCAGGUGGACGCGUCGCCGGGCCCGGGGCUGGGGGGCGAGCCCAGUCACCCUUUCUCUAAGGCGACGGCUCCCACGACGCCGGCCCCGAGGACCGGACCCCCGCGCGCCACCGUCCAUCGACCCCUGGCUGCGUCCUCUUCAGCCCCGUCCCCGGAGACCACCCCUCCUCGGGCCACGGCCGGACCCGCGCCGACCACCCUCUGGACGACCGCUGGCCCGGCGCCGACCACUCCUCCGGCGGUGGAACGCCUUCCGACUACCCCUCGGGCGCCGACCAGACCCGCGCCGACCACCCUCUCAACGACCACUGGCCCGGCGCCGACCACCCCGGUAGCGACCACCGAUCUGGCGCCCAGCCCUCCGCUGACCCCGACCCGCCUUCCCCCCGGCCGCCGCGCCAGCGUCCCGCCCGCCCCACCUGUCACCGAGGCCCCCUCCUCGCCUCCCCCAGAAUACAUGUGUAACUGCUCUGUGGUUGGAAGCCUGGAUGUGAAUCGCUGCAACCAGACCACAGGGCAGUGUGAGUGUCACCCAGGUUAUCAGGGUCUUCGCUGUGAAACCUGCAAGGAGAGCUUUUACCUGAAUCAUACUUCUGGGCUCUGUCUGCCAUGUGACUGUAGUCCACAUGGAUCCCUCAGCAUGUCCUGCAACAGUUCUGGGAAAUGCCAGUGUAAAUUGGGUGUCACCGGCUCUACCUGUGAUCGAUGCCAAGAUGGAUAUUAUGACUUUAGUAAGAAUGGCUGCUUGCCCUGCCAGUGCAAUAAUCGGUCUGCCAGUUGUGAUGCCCUCACAGGUGCUUGUUUAAACUGCCAGGAAAAUAGCAAAGGGGAUCACUGUGAAGAAUGCAAAGAAGGAUUUUAUCAGAGUCCUGAUGUCACUAAAGGCUGUCUUCGCUGCCCUUGUUCAGCAGUGACAUCUACGGGCAGUUGUAUCAUAAACUCGGGUGAAUUGGAACCUACAUGUGUCCAAUGCAAAGAUGGUUACACAGGCCAGAACUGCAAUAAAUGUGAAAACGGCUAUUACAAUUCUGACAGCAUCUGUACAAAGUGCCAGUGUCAUGGCCAUGUGGACCCAAUUAAAACUCCAAAGAUUUGCAAACCCGAGAGUGGUGAGUGCAUCAACUGCCUCCAUAACACCACUGGGUUUCGGUGUGAGAACUGCCUAGAAGGUUAUGUUCGAGACCGCGAGGGAAAUUGCAUCAAGAAAGAAGUUAUUGUUCCAACACCUGAAGGUUCUACCAUUUUGGUUUCCAAUGCCUCUUUGACCACAUCAGUGCCCACCCCUGUUAUAAAUAGUACAUUUACCCCUACAACCCUGCAGACUAUCUUUUCAGUAAGCUCUGCUGAAAACAGCACGUCAGCUUUAGCUGAUGUAUCAUGGACCCAAUUUAACAUCAUCAUUUUGACAGUCAUCAUCAUUGUGGUGGUGCUGCUGAUGGGAUUUGUGGGAGCUGUAUAUAUGUACCGGGAGUACCAAAACCGGAAACUCAAUGCUCCCUUUUGGACCAUCGAGCUGAAGGAAGACAAUAUCAGUUUCAGCAGCUACCAUGACAGCAUUCCCAAUGCAGAUGUGUCAGGAUUGUUGGAAGAUGAUGGCAACGAAGUGGCUCCCAAUGGGCAACUGACCCUGACGACACCCAUGCAUAACUACAAAGCCUAAGGAGCUAGAACUCUUCUCCUGGAUUGUUAGACCACAGCGCUUACUAAGACAGCAACAGCCCCUGGGCCAGAAAAAGCCUGGGUAGCAUUUGCUGAGAAAGCAAAGGCGUAUAGUGCAUCUGAAAUUUCAGGUACAAAUGUGUAAUGCACUUAGCCUAUUACUCUUAGUUUUCCCAUGAAGAUCUGAAGUAGUCACUGUCAAUAAGGACUUGAAGUAAAGUAUAUUUUUGUACCAAACCACAUGGGAGUAUAGAAAGGCUCAACCCCAUAGUGCAGCCCAAAUCCACUUGACCUCGGGUUAGACUCCUGGGGAAGUGUUCACCAAACCAGUGGAAACAGGAUGAUGGAUGUGGAGGGGGAAAGGACUGCCAGAAGACUUCAUCUCCAUUCCUGAAACACAUUUUUUUAAAGGGUCAGGCAUGAUAUUCAUUUUACUCUACUAAAAGACAUCAUUGAGGAGAAGCUGAUGUCUGGGCUGUAUCACAAUAAAUAAUCUUUAGUGUUUCUAGAAUAAGGACAGAAAGGUUCUAAGAAGAUCUUUAGAAGGAUUUGAUUUUUCCUUCCAGAAUUCUUACUCAAUAUGGGAUUAAAGCACAGGAUAAGCUUCUAAUGGUAAAGAGAAGAGGGCAACAUUUGGAAGCAGGAAGCUGGUGGUCCUCCUUAGGGUCUCAGUGUAAAUGAUAAAUUGUCUAAAAACAGGAAAUUUUCCUGCCUCUAGAGAAAUAAGGUGUAUAUAGUUAAUGUAGCAUAUCUGGUCAACAUUGUAUUUGUAUCUAUUUGUAAAAAAAAAAUCAUGUCAUAUUUUAUCAUCUAGAAUUAUUUGUACAGCAGUUAAUGGCAUUGUAAAAAGAGAAUAUGGGGAUUGGUUAAAAUCCUGUAAAAUAGAUGACAAUAUUGCUAGAGCUGGGACUCUGGUGAGCAUCCGUCAUUUUUAGUCCCUCUUUGGACGUUGUUGAAAUUUAUAAGGGGUUGAAUGUUUCUAAUCUUUCUUUCCGUUUCUCAAUGUAAAAGUAGAGUGAUAUGUUCUUUGACUUACUAUAGAUUCAAGCAAUAGAUUUUGAAGUCAACGAUCGUUAAGCUGGGACACAGGCUGUGCUUUCCAAACUACUCACCUAAUUAGACAUUAGCCACUCUAUACAUUUUACAUAGAUUAAUGUAGAACAUAUCCUCAUUAAAAAGUGGUUUUUUUAAAAUGUAAAAGAUAGUCUUCCAAAGGAAUUAGAAAUAUUUUAGUUCCAAAAGAAAACCCAUCAUAUCACUUGGGAUCCCCUUUCAUGCCUGUGAAAUAUUUAUAUCCUCCCUCUCCCUCCUAAGAAAUGCUUCCUACCUGUGACAUCGCCCCUCACUCAUGCGCCGCGAGGUGUGUGCCAUCUCUGUGCAGUGCUACAGUUCUCCUGUUUCUGCUCGUCUGGCUGGAGGGUGCUCUGUGGUUGAGUAAGGAGAGGUAGUCCUUGCUUAGAGACACAGUUUUUUCCUAGGGGCCAUUUACUGUUGUUCUCAUCUGUUAGGAUAUUGACAGAUUGUGGACUAAGCAAGCCAGGAAAAGCAGCUAGAAGUCACAUAUACAUCUUGAUUAGGAGGAACAGCAAACUUUCAAGUGGUUAGAAAAAAGGCAAAGACCUAUUCAAUUAGACCUAGGAAAUCCAAGUUCACAACUCUUCCUAACUUCCCCAGAGAAAAACCUGGAAUUUGGUCAUCCCUGUGUAGGAGACCACUAAGUUGCUCUCAGGGUUUGGAGAUGAUGCUCUGGAGGAUGUGCAGGCAGAUAAUCUACUUGUGGUAACCUGAAGUGCUCUGAAUAUUUGGCCAUUGCUCAUGAGAGUUGGUAUUUACAUUCAUUAUAUUAGAAUUAAUUAAUAUUUCUAUAACCUUUUACAGUUUGCAAAGCAUCUUCCCAUAUGUGUGUCCUUUGUUCCUCACCAUAGCCGCCUGAGGAAGUAAUUGUUGUCCCCAUUUUAUAGAUGAGGUUAAAUGCCUUGUUCAAGGCUAUGCAAUAUGUCAUCAUUGGGCUUGGCAUCAGGAUUCCUAAUGUCCUGCCAACUACAGGCCAAUAGCCGUGGACUCAAGAAGCCUGCGAGGGCCAGUCCUGUCUGUGGGUGUUUCUGACUUUUCUAAGUGCAAGGUGCAGUCUGGGGCCACAUGCCUGUGAAGGGCUUUGUGGAAAGAACACAGGAGGAGUACUCUCUGAAGCCACGACUGGUGAUAAGCAAAUAAAAUACCAGUUUGUGCUUCAUUAAAGUGAACUAAUCCUUCCAAGCAGGGAGGGCAAACCUCGUCCCCAGCAGCUGCCACGUAUGUGUGUACAGACUUUGCACUGCAUAAUUCCAAGGAAUUCUGCAAAGUGGCAUACCUGCCUUUCUCCCAGACUACCAGCUCCUCAAAGCCAGGGGUUGAGAGGGUGAGAAAUAAACAUUUGUUAAACAGAAGUGAACUCAAUAGAGAAAGAAGGCGUGUUUGUUGGCGUCUGAGAGCCAAAGCCAAAUGGUCCGGAUUCUGGCCAUGUAGUGAUUCCUUGAAGCAGACCUUAAAAGGUAUUGCAAAAAUUGAAUCACAAAGAACGUUUACCUUUCAAUACUUAUGAACAGUUCCUUGCUUAUGUUUUUAAUUUUUCCCAAUGGAAAAAAAAUCAAAGUCUUAAUAUUUGUUUUAAAUAAUGUUCUUUAGCAUCCCCUCCUUUCUGUUGGUGAAAGUAAUUUUGCUUUAAAAGAUAAAUCAAUCAUGAAGUGAUGUACCACCUAAAUCAGACCAGGAGACUAGUGUGGGGUACAUUACACGCCACUCAUUCCUCUAAGGCCUCAUCCCCAUGCCACGGCGUUCUGCCCCAGGAGCCCAUUAGUCCUUCAGAAAGACUGAUAUUGGAAGAGUUUUUGUCUAAGGAUUAUAAGUUUGUUUAUUUUCCAGUAAGAUAGGAUGAGUGUGAAUCUUAUGGAUAAAUGACAGAUACUGCUAUUAAGUGAUACGCUUGUCUGCAUUAAUAAGCCCUUAUGCACUUCUGACAUGCACAUGCUCUAGGUUGUGUUAAGUCUGUCUGUCCUCCCUUGCUUCCCCUCCCUUCCUCCUUCCACCUUCCAGCUCCCAGCAGUCUCCUAUUAGUGGAAUUUCUCCAGUUAUAGAGAAAAAUGACAAUGAAAACUAGCCAUCAUUUAUACUAAGAUCCUGUGGACUUAGUGUGUCACUCUUAAGGAUACCUGAAUUUUAAGAGAGGAGAACAGAGCUGACGUGGGAUGGGACGAGAGAUUUUUGGGAGAGGAUUUGUAGAAGAGUCGAAUUACGUGGCUACUCUCUAGCUCCAAUAUGCCUGGGAAAAUUGGCCUUUAAAGCAAUGCUCACUGACCUGCUAGUUCGUUUUGGUCAGCUGAGCGCCUUCAGGGUCUUUGGCCCUCCUCUGCUGCUUUGGAGGCAGAGAGCUACAGCAUCCGUCCUUCCUCCUGACAGCCUCUGCUGGGCCUGGAGCGUUAGACCUUUCCCUCUGGUCCUCUGUUUUUUGUAGGACACGUGGUGAACAUCACACCACUUAUCAUGAACAUUCCCUGGUUCUUAUGUUUGAGGUAUGUGGAUAGCAGUUGAAUUUACACAUCUCAAGGAAAGCUCUCUGACGAAAGUUUAGAGAAGUAAAAAGCAACCCAACGUAAGCUGUUAGAGCAGGGAAAGCAUUUCUGGCCUCAUCCAUGAUGAACCUUUUGGUCUGUUAUGAUCUUCUUGAUAGUAAGGAGUUUGGGAGCUAAAAUGAGUUUGGUGUGUGCAGGGGAGAAAUGGAAAGUUAAUGCAAGUUUUCUCUUUAACCCUGAGCCAGUGACUAUGCCAAGGGGAAGAGCAGGAAGGAUACACUGAUUCAUCUAAAGAAGUCAAUAGCAAAUGGACUAAAGGUUAUGGAUCAUUAAAAUGUCAGUGGUUGAAUGAUGCUUUUUCAAAGGCAGGUGGGAAUCUUUCUUACUUGUUCCUUAUGCGUACAUGGUAACUGUGACAGCAGCCCUGGAAUGUCAGCCAGGGCUUCAGAUCUCAGUCCAAAAGCUAAAUGAUUUAAAGUUAAGUUUUAAUACUAGGCACAAGCACUCUGUAAUACGUUAAAUUUCAGCCCAAGCAAUUAGGAAAUGUUUCUGAAACAUUAGACUUAUAUUUAUGUCACUAAAAUUCUAACACAAAUUUUAAAACCGUGUCUCAUACAUAUGCUGUACUAGGCUUCCUGAUGCAUUUCUAAAUUUGUGUAUGAUUUGAAUAUAUGAAAGAAUUUAUACAAGAGUGUUAUUUAAAAUUAUUAAAAAUAAAUGUAUAUAAUUUGUACCUAU